This is a messenger RNA of Brachypodium distachyon (stiff brome), 1286 nucleotides long. Its product is annotated as C-factor. The coding region runs from base 165 to 1010 and encodes 281 amino acids. The record is from RefSeq and is a predicted model, not a curated record. The transcript has 7 exons. Lineage: Eukaryota; Viridiplantae; Streptophyta; Magnoliopsida; Poales; Poaceae.
CGUGUGCCUUGGUCCAGCCGCGCAAAUCCCGUUGCGUUCGCCAUUAAUGCAACCCAGCCCAACCGUGUGAGAAGGUGGGGAGGAAGGAAGACGACGCCAUUAGGCCCAUUACGCGCCCGGCGGCGACAGAAGACAGGGAGAGGGUGCCGGCGACGGCGGCGGCGAUGCGCGCGAACCCGCUCCUCAGAUCGGCAAUGGCGACGGCGGCCAGGGCGUUCUCCUCCUCCACCGGCCCCGUCGGCGGCGGCGUGUCCAUGGUGCAGGGCGCGUCCCGGGGCAUCGGGCUCGAGUUCGUGAGGCAGCUGCUGCGGCGGAGCAACCAUGGCCGCGUCGUCGCGACGUGCCGCGCCCCGGAGUCGGCGGCCGAGCUCCAGGAGCUGAGGCGGGAGCACGCGCGGCGCCUCACCGUGCUGCCGCUCGACGUCACCGACGAGACCACCAUACAGGCUGCCGCGGCCUCAAUUGGGGAGACCCACGGAUCUCUUGAACUGCUGAUCAAUGCCGCCGGCAUCCUUUCGAUCCCAGAUGUUAUACAUCCAGAGACCUCACUGAGCAAAGUUGAGAAGUCAUCCCUGCUACUGGCAUAUGAAGUGAAUGCUGUCGGUCCUAUUCUAGUGAUCAAGCACAUGCGUCCAUUCCUGAAGAUCGGUGCCAGUUCGGAAACAGGGAGAGGUUUCUCGUUGGUUGCAAAUAUGAGCGCCAGGGUUGGCUCGAUAGGAGACAAUGGUCUGGGAGGCUGGCAUUCGUACAGAGCUUCCAAAACAGCACUGAACCAAUUGACAAAGACUGCAUCGGUUGAGUUGGGCAAGAAGGACAACAUUGCCUGCAUUUUGCUGCACCCGGGAACAGUUGACACUGACCUCUCACGGCCAUUCCAAAGAAAUGUAGCCAAGGAUAAGCUCUUCACUAGAGAGUUCUCUGUACAGAAGCUCCUGUCCAUUAUGGACAAUGCCAAGAAGAGCGACAACGGGAAAUUCUUCGCUUGGGAUGGUCAAGAAAUCCCUUGGUGACUACGAUGUCUGAUAUGAGAAGCACGUGAACUAGUCGAUGGUGAAUUGUACACCAAAGAAGAGUAGUCUCUUCCCUGCUCCAAAAACGAAAAAGAAGAAGAAAAGUGUGGUAUGUGAGUUCUGCAGACUACUGCAAGUAACAUAGGACAUACACAGUUAAUGUCAUCUGCACAAUGAUCAGAUCAUGUUUUUCGUAUAGGAGAUCCCUGAAUAUUUUGUUUGAUCCUACAUGAAUUAUCUAGUACUACCAUUUUUUGGUAUCCUUUCCUUGAUGAA